AUGGGAGAGGCCGUCACCGCCGCGGAGCUGCUGUACGGCAUGCCGCUGAUCCGGUCGGUGACCGGGGACGGCGGCGGCGGCGUCGAGACCGGCGGCUGGGGUGCGCUGCUCGUGGAGCUCAAGCAACCGUGGGGGGAGAUUGGGAAGAGCCUGGAGGAGCGGGAGCGGAUGGUGGGGAGCUGGAGGCCGAGUGCAUGCGCGUGUACCGCCGCAAGGUCGACGAGGCCACCGGCGAGCGGGCCAUGCUGCACCAGUCGCUCGCCGCGGGGAGGCCGAGAUCGCCGCGCUCUGCAACGACAACAGCCCUCAGCUCAAGCUACAGUAGUGUGGAGUAUUAUUCCUGCAAACACAAAUAAUGAAGUGCAGAUUUUGGACAUUGAUACGGUAAACAAAUGGACCAUGUCGUUGACCGAGCGGGUGUCGUCAGCGACGACCCUGCUGGAAGAACUGAGGGCGGUGAAAGCAGAGCGGAGCCGGCAGUUCGCUGACAUCCGGUCAGAAAUCGAAAAGAUCACCGCUGAGAUCGCCGGGAGGAGCUACGGCGGCUACGAGGGCUCCCCCAGGGCCAGCGUGGUGGUGGAAGAGCAUGACCUGACGAUCAGGAGGCUGAAUGAGUACAAGGCGCGCCUCACGAGUCUCCAGAAAGAGAAGUCCGACCGGCUCCACAGGGUCCUGGAGCACGUGACCGAGGUGCACUCGCUGCGCGACGUGCUGGGCGAGGACUUCAUCGCGAUCGUGAACGAGGUCCCACCCGGGGCUGCACCUGGACGAGACCUGCGAGAGGCCGUGGUGCCUCUGGUGGAGCUGUGGGAGCUGAUGGACUCGUCGGAGGAGCGGCGGGGUUUCAGGAAGGUCACUGCGGUUCUGAAUCCUGACAAAGUGGAUGCUCUGUCCUCCGGCGUCUUGUCAGUGGCGACCAUAAAGAAGACGGAGGAGGAGGUGGAGAGGUUGACGAUCAAGGCCGGCCGGAUGAAGGAGCUCGUGCUCAAGAGGCGGCCGGAGCUGGAGAACAUCUGCCGUAGCAUGCAUGUGGAGCCUGAUGCGAGCACCGUGCCGGAGAAAUCCAUUGCACUGAUCGACUCUGGUCUCGUGAAUCCUUCUGAGCUCAUGGCCAGCAUCGACGAACAGAUAGCGAAAGCCAGGGAAGAGCUCCAGUCCAGGAGAGAAAUCAUGGAGAAGAUAAACAAGUGGCUGCUGGCGUGCGAGGAAGAGAAAUGGCUCGAGGAGUACAAUAUGGAAGAGAACAGAUUCAGUACCGGCAGAAUUGCGCGCCUCAACUUGAAACGCGCGGAGAAAGCAAGGCUUAUCAUCACCAAGAUCCCAGCCGUUGUUGACAACCUGAUCAGUCGGAACACUCGCAUGGGAGAGCGAAAGAAAGAAGCCGUUCCUGUACGACAGGGCUCGCUUGGUUGCCGUCUUGCAGGAGCACAAGCAAGCCAGGCUCAGGCAGGAGGAGGAGAGGAGGCGACUCAGGGAGCACAAGAAGCUGCGCACCCUGCUGAGCGAGAAGGAGGCGAUGCCGCACCUGAAGCGGCCCGGCAGCAGCUUCGGCAGGGCGGCCGAGCCCUGCAACGUGAACCGGAAACGGGUCGACGCGAGCAGGUUCGCGUCCUCCGCGCCGUCCGUGCGCAGCGGGGCCUCCAGCAGCAGCAGCAGUGGCGGUGCGAGUGCAACGGAGCUCAUCAGGCCGCGCUCCUCGGCGGCGGGCGCGGGACAGUGCGGCGAGUUCUUCAAGGGCGCGAGGCGGCUCUCGGCGCCGGCGCCCAACUACGUCAGCAGCAUGUCCUCGUCGCUGGCUCUGUCCUAAACUCACAGGUCGAAACCGCACGAGUAGGCAAGUAG
Messenger RNA from Miscanthus lutarioriparius, 1842 nucleotides. NCBI's taxonomy places the organism in Eukaryota, Viridiplantae, Streptophyta, Magnoliopsida, Poales, Poaceae. The record is from the annotation of a GenBank genome assembly.